UUUUAAAUUUGCAUUUUAGUGUCAAAGGCGACCCCCUGAUAGAUUUAUUCUAGAACGUCACUUCUGAUUUCCCGCGCAGGCUAACAUUUCAGCGCGCUGAUCAUGAAGUGUUUGCAAAACAUCGCUGCCUGGCCCGCCCCAUGGGGGCGUGGUAUGCGCCAUGUGGGCGUGGUCUCGAGGCGGGAGCAGGAAAAAAACAAGCUCCCGCCACACACGUCAUACAUCCGCGAGCCGCCGCACGGACUAGAGUUACUACUCCGCGUCUCGCUCGGCCUGGGAAGCAGUACGCGCCAACAAUUUAAAAUACCACCCAUCACAACGGAACAGGCUUUUUCUGGCGGGAGUUUAACGCUGAGGCGUGGCAUGGAUGAUGAGGAGGAGGACAUGUCACGGCCCAUCUCGCAGCUCUGGGGAACGCCUUUCAGGGAGGCCAAAUACGAAGAGCGGGCCAUGCAGCUCCAAUCAAGACUCUCUGCUGUCAGCGUGGCCACGCCCACCUCGCUCAGCCUCAACAACAACAGUAUCAACAUGCUGGCCUGCAGCCUGCAGCCUCGUGUGACCUUUCAUGGACUGCGCCCCCACUUCCCCUCUCCGUUUGAGCCCCUGGAGGACCGAGGAGAGAGGCGAGCUGGCGCGCAGGAGAGGCGGCGACCGAGGGGGGAUGACAGGAUGGCGGGGAGUCCCGGGGAGCAGGCGGGGGCGAGCGUGGAGACGCAAAUCGGCCAAAAACUAAGAGAGAUCGGAGACAAGUUCCAGCAGGAUCACAUAGAACUGCUCCUGAGGCAGCAGAGACUAAACCUCCCCGUCUGGAUGCGCCUCACCUUGUUCCUCUUUGGCUUCUUGCCCCCCAGACCACCUGGUCCCAGAUGAAGGACUUUGGCUUCUUGCCCCCCAGACCACCUGGUCCCAGAUGAAGGACUCUGGCUUCUUGCCCCUGAGACCAAGGACUUCCUUGACUUGUCCCGGGACAGGGGCAGACUUCUACAGAUGGCACUGUAUGACGGAACACGGGUUGGGAUUUUGUUUGUGAAUCAACUAUGAAGACAAGAACAAUGCUGGUCACCGCUGGACGGAGACUGAUGGCAUCUUUUUAUUUUUAUUCCCCUUUUUGAGCCUCUUUUUUCUGUUCCAGAAGAAGCCAUUGAGUUUGAAGAGAUAUUUUGGAAAUACUUGUAAGAUGACCUAUUUGUACAGCUCUUUUAAUUUCAAGUCUUGGAAGGAACUCUCAUGGUCAGUCCGGGGAAUGCCUUAUGACUCUCUCCCGCCGCCACAGCGGAGAAGAUAAGCGUGCACCAACGCUGAAAAGGACUCCAAACCACAAUUCUUCUUCAAAACAAUAAGCCCUGAAUUUGACUCUGGACUGUCUCACAUCUCUAAAGUCAUCCAUCAGCAUCUCCACUUGCAUACUUCAACUCACACUAACCUUUCCAUCCUCGCCCAUUUUGAAAAUGAGCCGGCACAAAAGGAGUGGAGAAAAGUACCCUGCUUUCCCGGCUAUAGAGCGCUGAGGUAUUUAAGCCACACCCACCACAUUUUAGAAGACAUACAAGUUGGACUUAUAUUAGCCGCAUCGGACUAUAAGCCGCAGAUAUGUACCGCUACCAAACAUUCUGUAAAGGUUUAUUUACAUACCUUAAUUGUGUCCAAACACUGCAGUAAAGUCAUCGUCAUGGACACGCCCCCCCCCCAGCAUGGACACGCCCCCCCAGCAUGGACACGCCCCCCCCCCAGCAGCCACAAGACAUUGAAACAACCUUGACAACUUCUUCAAUUACUCAACACAACUCAAACAUACCCUAUUCUUCGGAGUAUAAGUCGCUCCGGAGUAUAAGUCACACCAGCCAAAAAUGCAUAAAUGCAAUAUAUAAGUUGCACUGGAGUAUAAGUCGCAUUUUUUGGGGAAAUGUAUUUGAUAAAAGCCAACAGCAAGAAUAGACAUUUGAAAGGCAAUUUAAAAUGUGUAAAGAAUAGUGAACAACAGGCUGAAUAAGUGUACGUUAUAUGAGGCAUAAAUAACUAACUGCUAUGUUAACCUCACAUAUUAUGGUAAGAGUCAUUCAAAUAACUAUAACAUAUAGAACAUGCUAUAUGUUUACUGUCACUCCUAAUCGCUAAAUCCCAUGAAAUCUUAUACGUUUGGUCUCUUAUUUGAUAUUUUACGCUAAUGUGUUAAUAAUUUCACACAUAAGUCACUCCUGAGUUUAAGCCGCACCCCUGGCCAAACUAUGAAAACAACUGCCACUUAUAGUCCGAAAAAUACGGUAACCUUGAAACAGCAUGCUUUUUAACCACGUUUAAUCAAUCAAUGUCAGGUUCUGAUGUUGAUUUGACAUUGAAAUGUGGUCAUUUCCCAACCAACAACGUGGAUCCAACGUUGUCUCAAUUGACCAAUACAACUAUGUUGUUUGAAAGUCAGUUUUAAAGGACAUGUACGUAGAAUCAAUGUCUGGUGCCUGCUGGGACUGCCUCUUUAAACUGAUGAACAGACUCAAUAACUCCAUGGGGACGUUUUGGAAAGUGAAACAACACAAAAAGAAUGUUGUAAGUUAAUAAUACUAACAGACACUCGUAAACAUGUUAGCAUAUUAGCUAAAGCUAACGAUGCUAGCUUCAUUACAUCGCGAUAGCGCGUACAAAUAUGCAUGAAAACACUCCUACAGACAUCACACAUGGGACGCUUUAGUAAGUGAGAAUAGUUUUAGUUAUAUUGUAAAACCUACUGAUGUUGCUGGGACUGAUGAAUGAAGAAUCCAUACCAGUAGACGAAACGGGACUUAUACUUCCGUUUUAAGACAGGAAACAGAAAACACAACAACACAAACAAUAACACACUUUUUCAGUGUCCCUAUCAGUGUUUUAUGGAAAGCAUUUGUUGAGUACAAAACGUUACGGCCGUGAGCGAAGAAAAAUCCACAGGAUUCAAAGCGUGGGGAAAAAAAAAAGUAGCGGCUUAUAGUGGAGAAACUAGACUACUCUGAGGAGGUUUCCAACGAUUAGGGUUGGGCAUCAGUGGGAAGCAGGAUUCACAUUCCGCUACUCUCCAAAUUCUUCAUGUUUUCAUUUUCAUUCCUGGUUUGAGUGAAGGAAUAUGUGCAGGAAAUGAAGACAUAUUUGUCCAAUUAGGUUGGAACUCUCAAGCUUUUACCAUCCAAAGAAUCUUCAGGAAUUGGACCUGGAAUCCUUUCAAUGAUGGCCGACCCCAACAAUGAUUGAAGUUACAGCGAGUAGUUUAUAUCUCUACACACCAUUUCUACACUCUCAAUGUUCAAGAAGGCCAUUGGCGACUCAUCGGGUGUUUCAGUGCAGUACCUGGCUGCCACCAGCGGAGGUGCUGAUGAGUCAUGCAGAGUCAGUGCAGUACCUGGCCACCACCAGCGGAGGUGCUGAUGAGUCAGUGCAGUACCUGGCCACCACCAGCGGAGGUGCUGAUGAGUCAGUGCAGUCCCUGGCCACCACCAGCGGAGGUGCUGAUGAGUCAUGCAGAGUCAGUGCAGUACCUGGCCACCACCAGUGGAGGUGCUGAUGAGUCAUUGCAGUACCUGGCCACCACCAGCGGAGGUGCUGAUGAGUCAGUGCAGUACCUGGCCACCACCAGCGGAGGUGCUGAUGAGUCAUGCAGAGUCAGUGCAGUACCUGGCCACCACCAGCGGAGGUGCUGAUGAGUCAUGCAGAGUCAGUGCAGUACCUGGCCACCACCAGUGGAGGUGCUGAUGAGUCAUGCGGUGCGGAGCUACGCGCUUUACUAUUCACUGUUAAAGACUGCACUCCUGCUUUCUUUCUUUCUACUCUGCCGUCUAAAGCAGGCCUGGGCAAUCAUUUUGACUCGGGGGCCAAAUUUAGAGAACAAAAUGUGUCUGGGGGCCGAUAUAUCUAUUUUUAGGAACAUUAAUACAAAACCUCACAAUAAAGUCUGGUUGAAUGCUAAAAACUUUAUGACAGACCAACUUAAACGGAAUGGAAUUUAACAUUUUUUUACUGAAUGAGACACCCAGAGUGUACAUGAAAAUAAAGAAUGUUACAAUAUUAACUAUGAAGGAUAAAACACUGAAUAUUGACACAUAUAAAGGUUACAAUAUUAAG
Messenger RNA from Entelurus aequoreus (snake pipefish), 4080 nucleotides. RefSeq lists its product as uncharacterized. Gene Ontology annotation, cellular component: myosin complex. Gene Ontology annotation, biological process: apoptotic process; negative regulation of autophagy; positive regulation of apoptotic process. The record is from RefSeq and is a predicted model, not a curated record. The transcript is spliced from 4 exons. The coding region runs from base 103 to 870 and encodes 255 amino acids. NCBI's taxonomy places the organism in Eukaryota, Metazoa, Chordata, Actinopteri, Syngnathiformes, Syngnathidae.